CGGGGCCCCGGCGUGCGGCCAGCUGGCCGGGCGGGCGGCAUGAGGGAGCUUCGCGCCAGCCCAGCGCCCUAGCGGCGGCCGCGGCGGCCCAGGGCUGAGGCGAGAGGCGGCCGCCUGCCGGAGGGCCCCGGGGCUGCCCCGGCUCCAGGGCAUGUUGUGAUGGCUGCGGAGAAGAGAAUGCAAGAAUACGGGGUGCUUUGCAUUCAGGAAUACAGAAAAAACAGCAAAGUGGAGUCAAGUACACGUAACAGCUUCAUGGGCUUGAAGGAUCACCUAGGGCAUGACCUCAGCCACCUUUAUGUGGAGAGCUCCGACCCACAGUUAAGUGCAGCUGUACCCUGGUCAGCAGUAGAAAAACCAACUAUGGAUACUGUUCAUGCAGGGAAGGAUGAAAAAGAGGUGUCUGAAGAGAAUGCAAGCUCUGGUGACUCUGAAGAAAACACAAAUUCUGAUCAUGAGUCAGUACAGUUGGGUAGCAUUUCAGUAGAGCCAGGCUUAUUAACUAAGACUCACAGGCAACUCUGCAGGUCUCCCUGUUUAGAGCCUCACAUACUCAAGCGCAAUGAAAUUUUGCAAGACUUUAAACCUGAUGAGUCCCAGACUACAUCCAAGGAAGCAAAGAAACCACCCGAUGUGGUGCGAGAAUACCAAACAAAACUGGAGUUUGCACUUAAGUUAGGUUAUUCUGAAGAACAGGUUCAGCUUGUGCUAAACAAACUUGGUACUGAUGCUUUAAUCAAUGAUAUUUUGGGAGAACUUGUCAAACUUGGAAAUAAAAGUGAGGCUGAUCAAACAGUUAGUACAAUUAACACUGUAACACGGGAAACUUCUUCCCUGGAAUCUCAGAGGUCUGAAUCUCCAAUGCAAGAGAUUGUAACAGAUGAUGGUGAAAAUCUGAGACCAGUAGUUAUUGAUGGCAGCAAUGUGGCAAUGAGCCAUGGAAACAAAGAAGUGUUUUCCUGCAGAGGAAUAAAAUUGGCAGUGGAUUGGUUUUUGGAAAGAGGCCACAAAGAUAUUACAGUUUUUGUUCCUGCUUGGAGGAAAGAGCAAUCCCGACCUGAUGCUCUCAUUACAGAUCAGGAAAUUUUACGUAAAUUAGAGAAGGAGAAAAUCCUGGUGUUCACACCAUCCCGGCGAGUCCAGGGGAGGCGAGUGGUGUGCUACGAUGACAGGUUCAUCGUGAAGCUGGCUUUUGAGUCGGAUGGUAUCAUUGUGUCCAAUGACAACUACAGGGAUUUGGCUAAUGAGAAACCAGAAUGGAAGAAGUUCAUAGAUGAACGAUUAUUAAUGUAUUCAUUUGUCAAUGACAAGUUCAUGCCCCCUGAUGACCCUCUUGGCAGACAUGGCCCCAGUCUGGAUAAUUUUCUGAGGAAGAAACCUAUUGUUCCUGAACACAAAAAGCAGCCUUGUCCAUAUGGAAAGAAGUGUACCUAUGGACACAAGUGCAAAUAUUACCAUCCCGAAAGGGGCAGUCAGCCGCAGCGGUCAGUGGCUGAUGAACUCCGUGCCAUGUCCAGAAAUACGGCAGCCAAAACUGCAAAUGAAGGGGGACUGGUGAAAAGCAACAGUGUUCCUUGUAGCACCAAGGCUGAUAGCACUUCUGAUGUCAAAAGAGGUGCUCCAAAGAGGCAAUCAGAUCCAAGCAUAAGGACUCAAGUCUACCAAGACCUAGAAGAAAAGCUUCCCACCAAAAACAAAUUGGAAACAAGGUCCGUACCUUCCUUAGUUAGCAUCCCAGCUACUUCUGCUGCAAAACCCCAAAGCACUACAUCUUUAAGCAAUGGCCUUCCAUCUGGAGUUCAUUUCCCACCUCAGGAUCAAAGACCACAGGGACAAUAUCCUCCAAUGAUAAUGGCAACCAAAAAUCAUGGAACGCCAAUGCCUUAUGAACAGUAUCCAAAAUGUGACUCGCCUGUUGACAUUGGAUAUUAUUCCAUGCUGAAUGCAUACUCAAAUCUGAGUCUCUCAGGCCCACGAAGCCCUGAAAGGCGUUUCUCCUUAGACACAGAUUAUAGAAUAAGUUCCGUAGCUUCUGACUGCAGCAGUGAAGGGAGCAUGAGCUGUGGGAGCAGUGACUCCUACGUGGGGUACAAUGACCGGUCCUAUGUCAGCUCCCCCGACCCACAGCUAGAGGAGAAUCUGAAGUGUCAACACAUGCACCCUCACAGCCGCCUUAAUUCUCAGCCCUUCCUGCAGAAUUUCCACGACCCCUUAACCAGAGUGCAAAGUUAUAGUCACGAAGAACCAAAGUUCCAUCACAAGCCUCCUCUUCCGCACUUGGCUCUGCACCUGCAGCACCCCGCUGUGGGCGCCCGGUCCAGCUGUCCUGGCGACUACCCCUCUCCUCCAAGUUCAGCACACUCUAAGGCACCACACCUAGGGAGGUCCUUGGUGGCCACGAGAAUAGACAGCAUCUCUGACUCUCGACUUUAUGACAGUUCUCCUUCAAGACAAAGAAAGCCUUAUUCCCGCCAGGAAGGUCUGGGAAGCUGGGAGAGGCCAGGUUAUGGGAUCGACGCCUAUGGGUACCGGCAGACUUACUCGUUGCCCGAUAACUCCACGCAGCCGUGUUAUGAGCAGUUCACCUUCCAGAGCCUCCCUGAGCAGCAGGAUCCAGCCUGGCGGAUCCCGUACUGUGGAAUGCCGCAAGAUCCCCCCAGGUAUCAAGACAACCGAGAAAAGAUUUAUAUCAAUUUGUGCAACAUCUUCCCACCUGACCUUGUGAGAAUUGUCAUGAAAAGGAAUCCCCACAUGACAGACGCCCAGCAGCUCGCUGCAGCCAUUUUAGUGGAGAAAUCCCAGCUGGGUUAUUGAAAGAUGAUGCAUCUUUGUGGUGUUUAGUAGUUUUUUGUUCAGCUCAAAUGCUGAGGGAGGUUUGCUACAAUAGCACAUGUGAUCUCCUUCUCAGCAAGGAGGUUAUAUAGUAUCCAUUUAUGUGAAAUACUGUAUCAUGGAAUCUGUAUGUAUAGCCCCACAUGGUGGAAGUAUCACAGGAUUGCUUUACAUU
This is a messenger RNA of Saimiri boliviensis boliviensis (Bolivian squirrel monkey), 3007 nucleotides long. RefSeq names its product zinc finger CCCH-type containing 12C (gene ZC3H12C). The record is from RefSeq and is a predicted model, not a curated record. Gene Ontology annotation, cellular component: nucleus; cytoplasmic ribonucleoprotein granule. NCBI's taxonomy places the organism in Eukaryota, Metazoa, Chordata, Mammalia, Primates, Cebidae. Gene Ontology annotation, molecular function: mRNA binding; metal ion binding; RNA endonuclease activity.